Molecule: messenger RNA, 1078 nt
Organism: Spodoptera frugiperda (fall armyworm)
Lineage: Eukaryota; Metazoa; Arthropoda; Insecta; Lepidoptera; Noctuidae
Product: pre-mRNA-splicing factor Syf2-like
Exons: 1
Coding region: 365-1078 (237 amino acids)
Cellular component (GO): Prp19 complex; catalytic step 2 spliceosome; post-mRNA release spliceosomal complex
Source: RefSeq, a predicted model, not a curated record
AAAAAAUAUAUUGGUGUAACUAUUAAAUAAAACAAAAAUACCACAUACAAUAGAUGCCCUAAGGCUCUCACUCGCUUCACACGCAGGUAACAAUAGAAGUAGAUAUCAAUUCUUAGAACUAAUCAACCACAAACAGGUCAUUAAUGGGUCAUCGAUUAGCAGCGAGGGUUGACUAUAAAUACAACGGUCGGUCGCUCGGCAGCGUCACUACCUUACUGCUCGUCAGCCAGUGAAGACGUGUGUCGAAGUGUUUCAUUGUGCCAAUACCGUCGAAGUAAAAGUUUACAGUCUCGCAUACUAUAUUAGUACAACAAGACUGUGUGUGUGGUGAAUAUUGUUCGAUUGCGAAAAUUCUGUAACAAUAAUGGCUCCCCAAAUAGAAUUAUCAACUUGGACCCCUACAUCGAUUUCAUUUGCCGAGAGGCAAAAGAACCGGAUAAAAAGACUGCGGUCAUUGCGGUCUGCUAGAAAGCAAGCAAGGAUAAACAACUAUCAAGAAACCGUUGCUGAGGAGGCUAGGAGUAGUCUGCCGCCGGACUCGACGCUCGACGACCUAGCAAAGUCUCAAGAGACAGAGAAAGCAGGAGAAGAACACAGCGGAGUGCAACAAUUGAACAUAUUAUCAGCAGCAGAUGCUGAACGAAUUGAACGUAAAAAGAGGAAGAAUCCUGAUGAAGGAUUCUCCACAUACGAACAAGCUACCGAGAGUCAAUACAACGGACUGGUUGAAAAUAUGCCGACAGCUGAUUUGGAACAACAUGACACAAAGAAACAGAAGUAUGACGAUGCUUCCGAUGGUGUAUCUAAUGUGCAUGAGGACCGAGAGGAAGCUAUCGAUAAGAUGGUCAAUGACCUGUCGGAAGAGCAGAUUGUUAAAAGAGCUCGCUACUCUACAAGGUGUGGGGAUAAUGAUGAUGUAGAUAUCGACUCCAUCAAUGACCAGAAAAUGGAGACUGGUGAAUGGAAUCUGAACAGAUUUUACGGAGAGAAUACAGCUAGCACUAAGCAAAACUUGGUUCUGCCAUUCUGCUGUUGGUGUAAGCUGCAACAAUAUGCACAGUACCUGUCGCAAAUAUAG